UGCAGCAGCAGAGCCGCUCCUGGCUGCACGCACACGCACGGACGGACUCGCUCCGGCUGUAAACGUGUUUAUCUACAAAGUUUCUCCCUUCAACAGACUAAAUCACACCUGAACGGGAUAGGAGUCGUCCUGCACACCGGGUUGAACAUGUAGAGAUGGAUUUUAUGAGGCUGUUCGGAACUGUUAUCGCCGUGUUCUUUCACCCCGGAUCGGCUUCCAAAAUAAAUGGCCAAAGAAUCUGCCGGCGUGGGACGGAGCGUCCAUGCUACAAGGUGUCCUACAUCCAGGACAGCAAGCGGAGGCUUACCUUCGAGGAUGCCAGGCAGGCCUGCAGGGUGGAUGGAGGGGAGCUGCUCAGCAUUGAGACAGAGAACGAGCAGCGGCUGAUAGAAAGGUUCAUUCAGCAGCUGCAGGCUGGAGAUGGAGACUUCUGGAUCGGGCUCCGCCGCAGCCCACAGCGGUACAGGGCAGGGACCGCCAGCCCAGGUUGUCCUUCACAGUACUACUGGCUGGAUGGAAGCAAGGCCAAGUUCAGGAACUGGCACUGGGACGAGCCGUCAUGUGGCGGGGAGAUGUGUGUGGUUUUGUACCACCAGCCCUCUGCGCCACCUGAUGAAGAAGGUCAUUUCCUGUUCCAGUGGAAUGACGACAACUGCAACUCCAAGAACAACUUUGUUUGCAAAUACCCAGAAGAAAAAAUGCCUGUUUUUACAGGAGAAGGGAAUAUAGCACGCACAGUUCCCUCUCUGAAGCCAAACAUAUUACCAACAACAGAAAUUGAUGAGAGGAUAAAAAUGGCACUGCCUGAGUCAUCAGUUUCUUUCUCAGAUGGCACCUUCCCUGUUUCCUACAUCCUUUAUGCGACUAUCCCUGCUCUGCUGUUGCUGUUGAUUGCGGUUGCGGGGUUCUUCUGCUACAGACAGCAUGCUAAAAGGAGGAAAACUGAGCGAAAAAACCACAUCAGCAGAUCAACACAAUGGAAAGCGACAGCUGCUGCACCUUGCCCCAUACAAGGACCUUACGCCUUCAGUGACAUUACCAAACUGCCUCACACUGCUCUGGGCAGCAGCGUGCCCGCAGUCAUGAUGAAGAAGUACUCGUGUGCCCCUCUCCAUGACCCGCAGUGUGGCGAUUAUGAGAACGUGCCAUGUGUGAACAGAGAGAGCGGCUUUGUGACCAACGACAUCUACGAGACCAGCAGAGCUCAGAGCGGGCGAUGCCACAGUCAGACUGGGUGGGUGGAAAAUGAGAUCUAUGGAUAACACAGCUGAUGGCUAUCUGGUCUCUGCAAGGUUUUGUCGACCUCUCACCAGCCAAAGAUUAAGAGCCGGCUAAAAAGAGGAACGCGCAAAUUGCUCCCUGUGUCUGUCAUCUUUUACACCACGCCGGCUACCGCGGUGGGGCUGGAUUACUGUUGACACGGCUGUGAGGGCCCGGACUUAUUUGUACAGGUUGUCAGAACAAAUAUUAUUCAUCUGUGUGUAUUUCUACAUUCAGAACUGUACGCUUCAAGAGUUUUUUUUUUUUUUAAUCCACUACGAUUUCAUAUUCAGGUUUUGAAAAUUAUUUUAUUUUAGUUGCUAAUUGUUAAUAAAUUGUAUGAAGAAUCAACAACA
Molecule: messenger RNA, 1616 nt
Organism: Salarias fasciatus (jewelled blenny)
Lineage: Eukaryota; Metazoa; Chordata; Actinopteri; Blenniiformes; Blenniidae
Gene: laynb
Product: layilin b
Exons: 7
Coding region: 156-1262 (368 amino acids)
Molecular function (GO): hyaluronic acid binding
Source: RefSeq, a predicted model, not a curated record